CCUCUCCUGAAUCAGGAUGCAUGAGAUGUCUGUGCACGGCACAGUGUCCAACUCAGGCAGAGAAGGCACAUCAGCAGGGGUAUCCACUUAGGUGCACCUUGACCCGAGGGGCUUGACCCAGACCCAGCCCCUGUCUGGUGUGAGGAGCUCUGAGGGGCUAGUUUGGCCCUACAUAAACCAUGGUGGUUAUGCAAUGCACCAGACAUCAGAUCUAAGGUGAGACCAUUCUUUGUGGGGGGGGGGGGGGGUUGUUUGUUUUUUAGUUUAAAAAAAAAAACAAAAACAAAAACGUUAUCAUUUUGAGAGAGAGAUCAUGCAAGCUAAGCCAGAGCUAGAUGGAGGGCUCGAUCCCACAACCCUGGGAUCAUGACUGAACCACAAUCAGGAGUCAGACGCUCAACCGACUGAGCCACUGGGGUGCCCCCAGACACAGAUAUUUUUAAUGAUUUCCAAAAUUUAGUUAAUCUGAAUCUUCAUGACCCCUGAUUUCCCUGUGGAGCAAACAAAGUAAGUUUGGGGUGGGGUGGGGGUGACUGGCUGAUCAAACAAAGACAGGCAGACCCAGGCAGACUGUGGACAAAGACAACACUGAACAGUAGACCUUACCCUCCAACAAGAACUAGAACAGGGUUGGAGCUGGGGACACAGACCUAGAGAGUCAAGGGGACACAGGGCUAACAGGAAAGGACACAGGCCACUGUCAGGACACACAUCUAAGGCUAGGACCCUGCUGACGUGGCAGCCCUCCGCCCUGGCCCCUUGCUGCCCCCCGCCCCUCUCCCCCGCCUGCCAGCUGCCAACAGGGCUCUGCCCUGUGUCUGCCACACCUGUCACUGCCUGUCCUUGUCCAGGGGGGGCCCCAUCAGCCCCUCCUCAGCUGCCCAGCAGAGCAAGCAGUUAGUGGGGAGGGGAGGGAACAUGGAGCGGGGGCCGGUGGUGGGGGCAGGGCUGGGGGCCGGGGCCCGAAUCCGGGCACUGCUGGGCUGCCUGGUCAAGGUGCUGCUCUGGGUGGCCUCUGCCUUGCUGUACUUUGGAAGUGAACAGGCUGCCCGGCUCCUGGGCAGCCCCUGCUUACGGCGCCUCUACCAUGCCUGGUUGGCAGCAGUGGUCAUCUUUGGGCCCCUUCUGCAGUUCCAUGUCAACCCUCGGACUAUCUUCGCCAGCCACGGCAACUUCUUCAACAUAAAGUUUGUGAAUUCGGCAUGGGGCUGGACGUGCACCUUCCUGGGGGGCUUCGUGUUGCUGGUGGUGUUCCUGGCUACCCGGCGCGUGGCGGUGACUGCCCGGCACCUGAGCCGGCUGGUGGUGGGAGCCGCAGUGUGGCGGGGGGCCGGCAGGGCCUUCCUGCUCAUCGAGGACCUGACUGGUUCCUGCUUCGAGCCUCUGCCCCAGGGCCUGCUGCUGCACGAGCUUCCCGACCGCCGCAGCUGCCUGGCAGCCGGCCACCAGUGGCGGGGCUACACGGUCUCCUCCCACACCUUCCUGCUCACCUUCUGCUGUCUGCUCAUGGCUGAGGAAGCCGCUGUGUUCGCCAAGUACCUGGCCCAUGGGCUGCCAGCCGGUGCGCCCCUACGCCUAGUCUUCCUGCUCAACGUGCUGCUGCUGGGCCUCUGGAACUUCUUGCUGCUCUGUACCGUCAUCUAUUUCCACCAGUAUACUCACAAGGUGGUGGGUGCUGCAGUGGGGACCUUUGCCUGGUACCUCACCUAUGGCAGCUGGUAUCAUCAGCCCUGGUCUCCAGGGAGCCCAGGCCACGGGCUCUUCCCUCGGCCCCACUCCAGCCGCAAGCAUAACUGAAAGCAAUAAAGGCAAAUCAGGCCUA
Messenger RNA from Leopardus geoffroyi (Geoffroy's cat), 1822 nucleotides. RefSeq names its product fat storage inducing transmembrane protein 1 (gene FITM1). The record is from RefSeq and is a predicted model, not a curated record. Lineage: Eukaryota; Metazoa; Chordata; Mammalia; Carnivora; Felidae. Bases 919 to 1797 code for a protein of 292 amino acids. Gene Ontology annotation, cellular component: endoplasmic reticulum membrane. Gene Ontology annotation, biological process: lipid storage; lipid droplet organization; phospholipid biosynthetic process. The transcript is spliced from 2 exons.